AACGGGCCUAAAUGUCAGGCCCAUUAUUAAACCGGUUUAAUUAUUCUUUCCCGGUUCAAUUUCGGUUUUAACUAACUACUAGGUUUAUGUAAGCACGGAGAAGGAACCUCAACGCCGAGCUCCCACUUUGUUGUCGUCGACGUGAGGGAACUAAUCACACAUCGACGUUUUCAUCUUAGGCUUUGUACCAAUAAAAGGGGUUAGUUUUCAUUCACUGCGAUGGUAGAUAAAGCUCAAGUCAUCAGCCUCUGUCGCUCCCUGCUUCGAGCGGGGCGUCAGUACCCUGACUACAACAUCAGGGAGUACGCUAAGAGAAGGACCUUGGAUGGGUUCCGCAUGAACAAGAAUCUCACCGACCAUUCUAAGGUGGAGGAGGCUUAUGCUGAAGGCAAGAAGCAGCUGGAGGUUGUGGAGAGGGUGGUCAAGGUUUACUUGGCGUAUCCUCCCAAGACCAAGAACAUCAUGGAACUCAAGCUUCAGUAGUGGAUAUGUAUGUUUGUCACUUUUAAUACACUCCAAAGCUAUUUGUUAUUGUUAUUGGUCAUGUUUCUUAGUUCUUUUCCCAACUAUGAGACAUUGCUUUGUGUGAUUCUCAUGUAAUAUUUGUGUCUUGAUGGCUUCAGACCCUUUAUUGAGUGAAGAGAGGAUCAGAGAAUAAUUUUGUAUUAGAGCUGAGAUAAAAAGAGUCUUUGUGUUAAUUCUU
Messenger RNA from Brassica rapa (field mustard), 703 nucleotides. Its product is annotated as LYR motif-containing protein 4B. Lineage: Eukaryota; Viridiplantae; Streptophyta; Magnoliopsida; Brassicales; Brassicaceae. The record is from RefSeq and is a predicted model, not a curated record. Gene Ontology annotation, biological process: iron-sulfur cluster assembly.